Peronospora matthiolae is the source of this 1134-nucleotide messenger RNA. The record is from the annotation of a GenBank genome assembly. NCBI's taxonomy places the organism in Eukaryota, Oomycota, Peronosporomycetes, Peronosporales, Peronosporaceae.
AUGGACGCUGCCUCAACUCCGACCGCCCGCAUCAACAAGUUCCACGGGACCAACUUCCACACAUGGAAGUUCAAGAUGCAGAUGGUCCUGGAAGAGCGCGACCUGUGGGAGGUCACAUGUGGAGAAGUCAAGCUGGAGCACUGCACCAACGUGAUGGAUCAAUCGACGUUCAAGAGAAAGUCAUGCAAGGCGCUGACGAUCAUCUGUCUCGCGAUGGAAGAUUCGCAGCUGCCGCUGGUCCGUUCAGCGAUUGGAGCGUACGAUGCAUGGUCAAGACUGGAAGGGCAUUACGAGAAGAAGGAUCUGGCGAACAAGCUCUUUCUUCGUCGACGCUUCUUCACAACGAUGAUGGAUGAAGGUGAUGAUGUGCUGGAGCACAUCAACAAGCUCAAGACUCUGGCGGAGCAGCUCGAUGCGGUUGGCGCUCGGGUCAGCGAGGACGACUUGGUGAUCAUGCUUCUUGGUAGUCUAAGCGAGUCGUACCAGUUUCCGAUCGCGGCGUUAGAGUCUCACAUGAAGCGCGAGGAACAAGGUGGCGGCGUCGACGCAUCCGCGCACGGUCAAGGUCAAGCGUUCAUGACAAGCAAUCACAGCAAGCGAAAAGGAGGACUGCCUGUGCGGAAGGCCAGUGCAUGUCACUACUGUGGCGAGCAAGGACAUUGGAUUGCCAAGUGUCCAGUGAGGAUCUGCGAGAAUGCGGAACGGCAGAGGUCGCAAAGAGCAAGCGUCGCGCAGGUUGAAGAAGGCUCUGGCGACUUUCUGUUUUCAGUUGAUAAAGAUAAAAUCAAGCUGUGUGAAGAGUGGCUGGUCGACUCAGUGGGAAAGGGAAACAUCAUCAUGUCAAUGAGGACAAAACACGGCGUCAAGAAAGGUGUACUUACUGGUGUGUGGCACAUUCCCAAGUUGACGCGCAACCUGUUCUCAGUGAGGCGUUUUACGAAGCACAUUGGCCCCGUCACAUUUGAAAGUGACGGGUGCUUUGCUCAGUCGAAGAGUGUGAAGUGGCAGCUGGGUACGCGCAAGAGAAAGGGCUUAUUCAAGUUAUGCAUGACCCCGCUCAUGCCAGAUGAGGCAAAUGUGUCAAGUUCAACCGGUUUCAAUGGGACCAACCGGUCGUACCUCUGGCAUCUUUGA